AUGGAACGCGCUUCCCCGCGGCACGCGAACCCGGAGGAGGAUGACGGCGACUGGGAAUACGAAUAUUCCACCACAGAGACAGAGACGUAUUAUCUCACUCUCGACUUGUCCGUCCGCGACUUCCUCGAGCGACGAACCGACGACGUGCUCCACAACACCCGAACCGGUUACCGAGUGUGGUAUAACCCGCUGUUUAACGCGGCCGAACCGCAGGCGUCUAAUGCAGACCUUCUCGACGACAAAGAUAAGGACGCCGACGAUGGAGAGCCGCCCGAGCGCGAAGAAGUCGACUUGGAUACAAUAGGCUUGCCGCAGCUGCCCGCGCAGACAGAUACCCCAAUCGACCCCCAGCUGGAGCACAACAGCGAGAAGGCUCGUCGGUCGGAGGUCCAAACAAAUGACAGACCGGAAGAACAAAUCCAGAUCUUGGACCUUCACUCCAAGCAUCCCAUUGUUUCAUACCGCAACCAUGUGUUCCGCGGCACGUGGUGUGAGAACAUCGGAACGGAGAUGAUCUUCACCCCUCACGACGAGGAUGCGCCUCUCCCAGCUCUCCGCCACCUUCCCCAGAAUAUGGAUUUGAUUGCCGCGAGUGCUUCAAGAAUCUCUUUCCAAGAGGCGACGUUGCAGCCAAAGGACCACGACAGGAAUUCAGAUCGGAUAUUCCUUGGGUUUGGCUAUUCGGAAGAGGAUAUCCCAGAGCGAUACAAGCGUAAUGGAGGCAUUUACGUUCACAUUGGCGGAGAUAAGACAGGCCAGCGACAACCACAGGCGCACUUUCUCGAGGACCUUAUCGCGCUAAAGCGCAAGCGCGGCGAGACGGACGAGGUCACCGUCCAGCCCCUCGAGACAAGACAGAACAAACUCAUGAUAGAAGACGAGGAGGAGGAACGCCGCAGGCGAAAGCUGCGGCAGGACCAUGCGCGAAACGUCAGAUGGCGCGACAAGAGGAGGGAGGAGAGAGAGCUGGGGCUGGGAUCGCCGGAGAGGAAUUACGUCCCAAGAAGAGGAAGCAGAGGCCGCUGGCCACGCCGAGUCCGGCGAGCCGCCCUCAUUCGACGGGAUACCGGACCAAUAUCGCGAUUUGCGCCCAGAACCUCUACCCCAACGCCCGCUCACUGGAGCGACAUCCGCGGUAUAUUUCUCAUCUGGCUCCUGCCGCGCGUCCUCAACCCAACACCUCCCGAUGCCGAAGAGAGGGAGCGAGACAAGCAUUGGGUCAGCACGUCGCCCAGUUGGUUUGAUCGUCAGACAUGUCGUUGGUUGAGUCUUUGUGGCAUAAGGCAUAUUCGAUGGGACGCUCCUGCGCUCGGGGAGAAUAGUGGCCCUUCGACCCUCGAAGAGCUGAAGUCGCUGGCUUUGGGGCUCAGCACCCAAUGGACCUUCGUCGAGAAAACAGGGCACAGUGAUUGGGAGACAGCACCCGCAGAGAAGGACACCAACCGCCAGAUGCAAGCAAGCGAUACCGGAAAUACUCGGAUUCUGGAGGAGGUGCCGGAUUAUGUGCUGGACCAUGCGCCGCUUGUGCACCUCUACUCCCAGGAAUACUUCUGGCCGUCCGACAUUGCCGAGCAUGUCCGCCACAUGAAGCCUUUCACUGGCGGUUCUUUGCUCAACACAAGCCAGCCUUUGAAUCUCGGUAACAUGGCAGGCCUCAACGCGGAGAACAGCACAGUGUUCUUGACUAGCGACGACGAUGUGGAAUCUAGACCAGACUGGCUCCACAGUCGCAUCGGCAUUCCUACAGGCUUCGAUGACGACGGUUCGGACGAAGGGGAUGACGGGGAAUCACCACCUUGGCGACCCGACGACGACACUAGUUGGUGGGAUGCCGACAGAGAUCAUCCGCCCCAUCGCAUUGUCCCGCCGAGGGAGUCUUUGUUCAACAGGCACCGAGAGCUCCGGAGGAAGCGUUCCAUACCCAAUGCACAGCAUCCCAUUGUCGAAUCUGCGUCUGAGGGUAGUAAGCCCGAUCCCAACGGUUACUCCAAAGGACCUGCUGUCCUCAUCCUCGUCGAUAAAGGAGCCGGUAUCGUCGAUGCCUUCUGGUUCUUUUUCUACAGCUACAACCUCGGGCAAACGGUACUCAACAUCCGCUUCGGGAAUCACGUCGGCGACUGGGAGCACUGUAUGGUUCGGUUCCAACACGGAGUCCCGCGGGCCAUGUUCCUAAGUGAACACGCAGGUGGCAAGGCUUAUCUGUGGAAAGCCCUCGAAAAGCGAACACAGAAAGAUGGCAAGCCGGCACGGCCGGUCAUCUACUCGGCAGUGGGAAGUCAUGCUAUGUACGCAUCGCCUGGCAUGCACCCCUACGUCCUCCCGUUCAAGCUGCUCAAGGACAUCACCGAUAAGGGCCCUCUGUGGGAUCCGGCACUCAAUCACUACGCUUACUGGUAUGACUAUGAGAUUGACCGGGACGAGGCCAGCAAUGCCACACUCACGAAAACCAGUCUGAUCCCAGCGGCAUCGAAUCCCGAUCUUCCUACGUCGUGGUUCCACUUCAAAGGCUACUGGGGCGAUGACGUCUACCCGUUGAGUGACCGACGUCAGUGGAGACUGUUUGGAGAGUACCAUUACAUCACGGGCCCUCUGGGCCCGAAGGACAAGUGGUUAGAGAGGAGGAAGGUGUGCCAGACAGAGAAAUGCAGGAUUGUGGAUAGCAUCGAAGCCGGGAAGAAAUCGGCCUGGUAUUAG
This is a messenger RNA of Chaetomium strumarium, 2694 nucleotides long. RefSeq lists its product as uncharacterized. The transcript has 3 exons. The record is from RefSeq and is a predicted model, not a curated record. The coding region runs from base 1 to 2694 and encodes 897 amino acids. NCBI's taxonomy places the organism in Eukaryota, Fungi, Ascomycota, Sordariomycetes, Sordariales, Chaetomiaceae.